Molecule: messenger RNA, 1761 nt
Organism: Xenopus laevis (African clawed frog)
Lineage: Eukaryota; Metazoa; Chordata; Amphibia; Anura; Pipidae
Gene: alg8.S
Product: ALG8, alpha-1,3-glucosyltransferase S homeolog
Biological process (GO): protein N-linked glycosylation
Cellular component (GO): endoplasmic reticulum membrane
Molecular function (GO): hexosyltransferase activity; dolichyl pyrophosphate Glc1Man9GlcNAc2 alpha-1,3-glucosyltransferase activity
Source: RefSeq, marked provisional
CAAGAUGUCGCCUUCCAAAGGUGGGAACGUGGGCACCGGCAAUAGCAGCGGCGGCAACUCUGUCUCCAAGAGCAAAGAGAGCGGGGAUGGGAGCUGGUUUGUAACCCUGGCGAUCGCCGUGUCCCUGCUGAAAUGUCUGCUCAUACCGACCUACCAUUCUACAGAUUUCGAGGUGCACAGAAACUGGUUGGCCAUCACCCACAGCCUGCCUGUAUCCAAGUGGUACUAUGAGACAACAUCGGAGUGGACGUUGGAUUACCCGCCGUUCUUCGCAUGGUUUGAACAUGUUCUUGCCAAAGUGGCUCACUACGUUGACCCGGAGAUGCUGAAAGUGGAGAAUUUAAACUAUGCCAGCCAGGAGACCGUCCUCUUCCAGAGGUUUUCUGUUAUCAUCACUGAUCUCCUCUUCAUCUUUGCUGCCCGCCAAUGCUGUAAGUGUGUGAAUGGGAGGAAGGAUCGGAGGGAUCUCCUACAGAAGCCGCCCUUUGUCCUGGCUGUGCUGCUGCUCUGGAACUUCGGCCUGCUGAUUGUGGAUCAUAUUCACUUCCAGUACAAUGGGUUCCUCUCGGGUAUGCUGCUGCUCUCCAUUGCGCGCUUAUAUCAGAAGAGAUUCGUAGAAAGCGCCUUCCUUUUUGCCGUCCUUCUCAAUUUCAAGCACAUCUUCCUCUAUGUUGCUCCGGCAUACGGGAUCUAUAUGCUCCGCUCCUACUGCUUCACAGGGAAUAAUCCAGACGGAUCCGUGCGCUGGAGAAGUUUCAGCUGCCUGCGACUGGUCUCUCUGGGGCUGACAGUUUGCUCGGUGUUUGCGCUCUCCUUUGGACCCUUUGUGUACUUGGGCCAACUGCCUCAAGUGCUGUCUCGGCUUUUCCCUUUCAAAAGAGGCCUCUGCCACGCAUACUGGGCACCGAAUUUCUGGGCACUGUACAAUGCGGCGGAUAAAGCACUGUCCAUUAUUGGUGUGAAGCUGCAGCUGCUGGAUCCGGCCAGUAUCGGUACUGGGACAAUGACCAGGGGACUGGUCCAGGAGUUUGAGCACAGUGUCCUUCCUUCAGUUACACCAAUGGCAACGCUAGUCUGUACCCUGAUCUCCAUACUGCCCUCUGUGUUCCAAUUAUGGCGCAAACCUCAAGGCCCCAGUGGUUUCCUUCGUUGCCUAAUUCUGUGUGCUCUGGGCUCCUUCAUGUUCGGUUGGCACGUUCAUGAGAAAGCCAUCCUGCUGGCCAUUCUCCCAUUAAGCAUCUUGUCUGUGACCAGUGCAAAGGAUGCUGGGAUAUUCUUGGUCCUCUCCACGACCGGCCACUUCUCUCUCUUCCCUCUGCUCUUCACAUCUCCAGAACUGCCAAUUAAGGUGCUGCUGAUGUUGAUUUACACUGUAUUUAGCAUCUCGUCCCUGAGAGCCAUGUUUCGGAGAGAGCGGGCGCUGCUGAGCUGGCUUGAGACACUAUAUCUAUGGGGGCUGGUGCCCCUCGGUGCCUUCUGUGAAGUUGUUUAUCCUCUGACCCCCUGGCACCAGCACCUCCCGUUUGUGCCCCUGCUCCUCACCUCUGUGUACUGCUCCCUCGGGGUCUCCUACUCUUGGGUCAGACUUUCCAUUUCAGCACUUGCCGACUUGCAACCUGCUAAGCAAAAGAAAACCCAAUAAAAAGACUUGAAUUCUCAGAAUGCUGGGCCGCUCGGGAUACGCACCUUUUAUAUCCGCUCAGAAUUGUUACAUUCCAUAUUUUUUCCUAAAUAAAAUAUUUUUGUUGUAAAAAAAAAAAA